AUGUUAACCUUGUUCGACAUAAGUUGUCCGUUCCAUGGGAAAGUGCUAACGAGCGCACAAAGAGAAGGUACAGCCGUAAAGCAAAAAAAAAAUGUUCAAGAGGUUCUUGAAGUAAUUGCUCCAGGACAAAGUGAUAAAUUAUUGACCACAUUAGGUGAAAGCUUACCAUCUGAGAGAACACAAGCCGAAGAAGAAAUUUUACAAGCCUUAGCAGAAAGCUAUUUAAACGCAACUCACUGGAGCACGAGAAGACAAAUUUUGUCCAUCUUGGCAGAUAAACUAUCGCUUAAGGAACUGACGCAUUACAUUCCCGGGGUGACGCCUUACAGAUUUAACAUCGCGCGGCAUCAUAGACUGUUACAUGGUAGAGGUGCGAUCGUACCUACUGAUAUCACUAGGCGUAUGAAGGUUGAUUUCGCCAAAGUUGAUCAUUUUCUCGACUUUAUUACAAGUUCUCAUAUUGUACAAGACAUGCCAUUUGGAGAAAAGAUGCUGAAACUUUCAACAGGGGAGGUGAUUAAAACACCUAAUGUCGUACGGAUGCUAAUACCAGAACGGAUAACACAACAGUAUUUUCAGUUUUGUACCGAGACCAAUUUCACUCCGAUGAGCAAGCGCACACAACUCCGAGUACUAGACGUUUGCUCUGCGUCAGUGCGCACCUCUCUGCAGGGCUUGGAUAACUUCUCUGCACAAGGCAGUAAGGCAAUAGAAGAUCUUAGCGAGAUAGUAGACAAGAUAGCAGAUCAAGCAAAGUCACAAGCCUGGGCCAAGGAAAUGAAACAAACACUUCGGUCUGCCAAACAAUAUCUGCGGUCUGAUUACAAGGUAAGGCUAUCUUAAUAUUUGGUUAUUCUUUUAGUAGAUUGUUAACUUUGUACUUUGGCUGGAUUGAUGCUAAAUUUAAGCGAAUUGGUCAUAAACAUGAAAGUCAACUUUCUCUGGCUGCAUUGUACUAACUAGUAUUGAGGCUAAACCUCGAAACAUUGAUUAAGCGGAAGCUAUCUUCAAUUUGCGCCCUUUAAGCGGUUCGGACAAGCUUUAAUAAGUUUCAAACUUCUUUUACUACUUUUAAAAGAUUUUACCCUAAAGCAGCUGAUAUUAAUAACGAAAAAUCAUAGUAAAAAUUAUGAUGAUAGUGAUAACUAUGAUGAUGACGACGAUAAUAAUCUUUCACAUUUUAGGUGCACGUUACAAUGGAAUCAGAAGUUGCCGAUCACUGUUUAACGUUUUCCCUAAGUGAUCCUAAAAAUAGUUGUUUUCAAGGAAAGUGUAACCAUAACCACGAUGAGGUCUGCUACGAAUGCAAUAAAUUAACCGGGGUGCUGUCUACCAUAAAAGAAGCGUGCGCAGAACUUCAGUCUGAAGAAGAAAGAGAUGACAGUAUCUGUUUAGUGGCUCAAGCUGAAAAGGACAUUUUGGCAUGGAAAGCUCACCAACUCCGAACAGUUAACCAGGAUCAAGCAAAACAUGACGUGUUAGAUGUCAUAUUUCGGAGUUCAGCAUUAUUAGUUAUGGACUGGGCGAUGAAAUUCUUACCGCGAAAGUUUUGCGAAUCACAGUGUGACUGGUUCGCCAAACGUGGUAUUCCAUGGCACAUCACAGUGGCUUUUACAAGAUCAGAAGCAAAUGCCCCGCUUGAGAAGCUCACUUUUGUCCACCUGUUUCAGAGUUGCCCUCAGGAUAGCGUUGCAGUAACCACCAUUUUACAAGAUGUUAUCGAGAUGUUAAAGGAGCGUCGGCCACAACUGCAAAAAGUGUAUUGCAAACAGGACAACGCAGGAUGUUAUCAUUGUGGGUCAACAAUUGUAGGAAGCAGGUUGAACAGUCUUUCUGAUGUCAAGGUGGAGAGGUUCGACUUUUCAGAUCCACAAGGGGGCAAGGGAGAAGCCGACCGCCAGGCCGCAACAAUUAAAGGACAUAUCAAGGUGUACUUAAACAAGGGGCACGAUGUGAACAACGCUACACAGAUGAAAGAAGCCAUUGAAUCAAAUGGCGGUAUUCCUGGCGUUAUUGUCAAGUAUGUGAAGCCUCCCGAACUAUCUGCUGGCAAAAACGUGAUCAAAUGGGACGGAAUUAGUACGCUUAAUAACUUCCAGUUUUGUCCAAAUGGUAUCACAACAUGGAAGGCUUAUAACAUCGGGCCCGGAAAGCUGGUACCAUGGAAGGACAUUCAAACCGAUGGUAUCUUUCCUGCUACACUUGAAGUUUUGGAGCCUCCUGAUACCCGCUCUCAGCAGUCAAGCUUUAGAAAAAUCAAUCCUAGAAAGGAAUUGCAGCAAAAAUCUUUGUCCGAACAACGGCUGAGUAGUCCUGACCAGCAAGAGACAGCAGGACAAGACAUUGAUGUAGAAAAAGAGAAAGAGGAAGUAAGCGGCCUUUUUACCUGCCCAGAAGAUGGGUGUAUUCAGACACUCCAUCGGUACUCAAGUUUGCAAGCACAUUUAGACGAAGGAAAGCACAAGCGCGCGCUAGAAAAAGAAACACUGUUUGACAAAGCCAGAAAAGGAUACGCUGCGAGAAUAACUGGAGAGCAAACGAAAGUUCUAACUUUUGGUUUCUACGCGGCAUCAAAAAUCUCAGUUGAUAAACUACACUCCACACUUGAGAUGGGAUGGGCACUUAAAACAACAAGGAGUAGAACCCAGUUUACAGAAGAACAAAGAAAGUUCCUCACAGAACAGUUUCUCAUCGGGGAGGAGUGUGGUAAAAAGGCAGAUCCACAACAGGUAUCGCAAGAAAUGCGAAGAGUGAGGGACGAAAAGGCUGCUCGUAUUUUCAGUGGAAAGGAUAUUCUUUCGCCACAGCAGGUGGCAGGAUUCUUCUCAAGACUGGCAGCAAGGAUUCGAAAAACGUCAGCAACAUCGAACGAAGAAAGUGGAAGUGAAGACGAAGAGCAGUGUGCAGUCGAGGCAGAGGCCUUACAUUCGCACCUAAAGGAAGUUGUCAGCGAAGAAAUUGCUUUACGUCACCCCAUUGUCGCCCUUUCCCGUAACAUUUGCAGUUUGGUUCAUACAAAGAAAUUAUCUACCUUAACAGUUGCAGUGCUAAGGGACAUUUGUGAAGAUAUUGGCUUAAACGUGGAUGAUAUCACGGAGAAACGAAAAAAGCCACUUAUAAGUCGUAUUACGCAGGUCGUUAAGGAGUGCUCUUGUGCUCGAGUGUAA
Porites evermanni is the source of this 3167-nucleotide messenger RNA. Lineage: Eukaryota; Metazoa; Cnidaria; Anthozoa; Scleractinia; Poritidae. The record is from the annotation of a GenBank genome assembly.